AAAUAGGCCCCCUGCCCGAAUGGUCCCAGACCCUACCUAAGUCCUAUUUCAUCCUGUUUUACUUCGUCCCAAAAACCUAAGGCCAAAGCCCUAUCUACGUAUAAGGUAUUUAUUCUCACAUUUAAAUUCAACACACUGGGGUGCUUGGGUUAAUGUGUUGGUAUGAGUGCUACAUGAAGCCAAAAACUCUAUGAAGCGCAAAAAAGUAUCAAAACAGAAAGCACGAACGUGUCUCGCGACACAUAUCAAAUCCAAUAAUCAUCUAUAUACAACGCUCAGAAUUCAUAUUCACAGUUUUGACCGUUUGUAGGUUGUUUGAUUCAAUAGUAGGUAACGCUUACAAAAUGGAAAAUAUAACAACUCUACUAGAAAGGCAAGUGCAGCUACUUCAUCGAUUAGAAACUUUCUUCGAACUUCAGGCCUGUAAGCCCGACAUUGUUCUUGAGAUGAACGAACUGAACAGACAAUGUCUCGAUACGACUAGUGCAUUCCACAAGGCAAAACUGUCGUUGGACAAAUUCCGCAGCGAACUCGGUCCGAAAUAUGUCGACGUUGUCAGGAAAAUGCAGCGCAACCAAAUGCUUGUUAUUCAUUUGAUGGAACAGUUGAAGGACGACAAUCACCAGAGGAAGCACGUACUGCGGGAACAGAACGGGCAGACAAACCCCGUCGAUUCCGCCAAAAAGACAAUCGCGGAUAAAAUGUUUCUCGCCGAUUAUCAAAAAUCGCCCUUCGUUACGAAAAUGAAACCUCGAUGCCUGUCGUUUGUGGAUUUCAACUUCAAUAUCACCCACGAAGAGUUCGAUCAAAUUCCCAAGUAUAUGCGAGGCCGCGAGAACCUGGACGAGCUGGUGGCAUUCAUGCAAUCGGUUAUCGUGCCCUGUUUCGAGGAGAAGUACUCCUUGCUAUACAAGAACAAGAAAGCCGUAACGAACCAGCAGGACCUGGCCCUGUGGAAGAUUUUCAACCAACAGCAGUCAGCAUUUCCAAAUAUCAAAUUCGUCACACAAGGGGACAUUGCUCGGAAGAUGGGUCGGCUAAUCGACAAAAAGGUGAACGUAAAACUGCAAAUGUUGCGACACCUACAUAUUCUCCAGGAAACCCGAAAUGACGGUACCGUCUAUUAUCUGUGGUGUCGCGAUUGUUAAAGGUUAUCUUCAGUGUGUUCAAAUAGUUCUUAUUUUAACUGUAAGGCUGGUAUUUGUAAUAAAUGAAUUAUAAUUUAGAAUUAACCCUCGAGUAGUCGCGUCUUUGACUACCUGCAGCGACGCCCCGCUUACGCUGUGUACCACAUGCGAGCAUUUUUCAUGGUGCGUGUACCCAGUACACGACGCGACCGCUCCGGGGUUAAGGCAGGCAACUCGAUUUUGUAUCAACCCUCUACUUCCCAUGGUUACUCCAGAGCAUCAUCGAUUUUCGAUGAACUGAAGAAUGAUUCUACGUGAUUCUUUGAUAAUAUUCGAACAGUAUUUCUGAACAAAUUGCGUCGUGAAAUUUGCUGUAGGCAGUAUUUGAAUUUAUUUGUGACAAAAUUCCGUGCAGAAUUUCUUACGGAAUUCAAGGCACUUUUAGUGAAAAGAAUAGGUUAAGUUGAUUUGAAGUGAGCAAAAUGCUGAAAACAGGUUUGGCUUUUUAUUCUGAAGCCAUCAAACUGUUGGUCAAACAUCGUGUGCCCAACGGCCAACUCGCUUCGAUUUACGUAAUGUUUACACAAUUGAUUAAAUAUAGCACAAACCUGAGCAAAUUGAUCAGCAGUGUGGCUAGGUUUGACCAACCGUA
This is a messenger RNA of Aedes albopictus (Asian tiger mosquito), 1779 nucleotides long. RefSeq lists its product as uncharacterized. The record is from RefSeq and is a predicted model, not a curated record. Gene Ontology annotation, cellular component: spindle microtubule; mitotic spindle; outer kinetochore. The coding region runs from base 345 to 1148 and encodes 267 amino acids. The transcript has 3 exons. Lineage: Eukaryota; Metazoa; Arthropoda; Insecta; Diptera; Culicidae. Gene Ontology annotation, molecular function: microtubule binding. Gene Ontology annotation, biological process: mitotic cell cycle; regulation of microtubule polymerization or depolymerization; cell division.